This is a messenger RNA of Cololabis saira (Pacific saury), 2104 nucleotides long. It is a transcript of the gene gmpr, whose product is annotated as guanosine monophosphate reductase. Gene Ontology annotation, cellular component: GMP reductase complex. The coding region runs from base 232 to 1269 and encodes 345 amino acids. The transcript is spliced from 9 exons. Gene Ontology annotation, molecular function: GMP reductase activity. The record is from RefSeq and is a predicted model, not a curated record. Lineage: Eukaryota; Metazoa; Chordata; Actinopteri; Beloniformes; Belonidae. Gene Ontology annotation, biological process: nucleotide metabolic process.
GAAGUUAAAGGGAUUGUGGGAGGGAGAGAGUCCAGGCCCAAAUAAAGCCAUGGGGGCCAGAACUGGGCUGGGUCCCCCUUUGCUAUAAAUAAGCUGGCUGCCUGCAGGCUCGGGUUUGGUGCUUGGGGCUCGGGACCGGUGACCAUCACUGCAGCUGCAGUCCUCAGGGGAGUCUCCUCCGCAUACUCAUCAUCAUCUUCUUGGUCAUCAGUGUUCUUCUGGGCAUCCAAGAUGCCUCGCGUGGACGUAGACCUCAAACUGGACUUCAAGGAUGUCCUUUUCAGACCCAAAAGGAGCAGUCUGAAGAGUCGCUCUGAGGUGGAUCUUCAGAGGACUUUCACAUUCCGCAACUCCAAGCAUACGUACACCGGCAUCCCCAUCAUCGCAGCCAACAUGGACACCACAGGGACGUUUGAGAUGGCUCAGGUUCUCAGUAAACACACCCUCUUCACAGCAAUUCACAAACACUACUCUGUUGAGGACUGGAAAGACUUUGCCGCCAGUCAUCCAGAAUGCUUGGAGCAUGUAGCUGCUAGCUCAGGGAUGAGCAAUGCAGAUCUGGAGAAGCUGUGCGCCAUCUUGAAUGCCAUUCCCGCCCUUAAGUACAUUUGUCUGGAUGUAGCCAACGGCUACUCUGAGUACUUUGUGAAGUUCGUCAAGACAGUGAGAGAAAAGUUUCCCAAACACACCAUUAUGGCUGGAAACGUGGUAACAGGGGAGAUGGUGGAGGAGCUCAUCCUCUCCGGCGCCGACAUCAUUAAAGUGGGAAUCGGGCCAGGUUCUGUGUGUACGACAAGGAUCAAGACGGGAGUGGGUUACCCACAGCUCAGCGCUGUCAUAGAGUGUGCAGACUCAGCCCACGGCCUGAAAGGACACAUCAUCUCUGAUGGAGGCUGUAGUUGCCCAGGAGAUGUAGCAAAGGCCUUUGGUGCGGGGGCCGACUUCGUGAUGAUGGGGGGGAUGCUGGCAGGACACGACCAGUGCUCCGGCGAGCUCAUAGAGAAGAACGGGAAGAAAUUCAAACUGUUCUAUGGCAUGAGCUCUGACACAGCCAUGAAGAAGUAUGUUGGUGGAGUUGCUGAGUACAGGGCCUCUGAGGGGCGGACGGUGGAGGUUCCUUACAGAGGAGAUGUAGAAAACACCAUCCGGGACGUGCUGGGCGGCCUCCGCUCCACCUGCACCUACGUGGGCGCUGCCAAACUCAAAGAGCUGGGCCGCAGAACCACCUUCAUCCGUGUCACUCAACAGUCCAGCCAAAUGUUCAGUUAGGAGGAAAAACCAACCUCUGUUGGCUAACUAACUGUUGGCUGCAUGAUAUGUAUCGUGCAUGUAUGUCCACAUGUGGAUCAGCAGGACCGUGUUGUGUACGAGCACGUCACUUUCUCUGGCGAUAUCUGCUGUCAGACAUCUCUGAACCUCUGCAGAUGUCAUUCAAUAAAGUUUGACACCCAUUCUUCUAUCCUACUUGAUGUCACUGCAAGUGCAUCUACACACUUAGACGCACCACGAUGUCACAUUUCAAUAAAGACUAUGUUAUAAUUUGGGAUGGAAGUGUGCAAAAACCUUGAAUAACUUAUAAACUAGUGACUAAAUGACCACAAUUAGCAGAAAUUGGUAUUUCUGCACUUAAAUCUUAUUGAGAAUCAACGUGUCCAUUGCAUCUCAUUUAUCAGAAGUUAAAAUUCCCAGAACAAGCCUGGGGAUUAAGAUCUACAAAUGUAUGUGUCAGACUCUUAGCCAUCAUAAGAGACAUUAUGCUGCAACAAAGUGCGUGCAACCCUCCACCAAGUCCCUCAGUGGUGUUCAUCAUUCUGCAAAUCCAACUUCAACAGGCAUCAAGGGUUGGUACCCAUGUGUUCCGGGUCAGUGAGGUGCAUCUAUAAUGAAGGUGAAAACCUCUGGAUUUAAAUAUUACAGCUGCUUUAGCACACACACGUGCAUGCUUGCUGCACUGUGCCUGACAUGUCGAAGCAAACUCCCAAACUCCUACCUGGAACACAUACAGCACUUACAUGCUUCACUGUUUAUUGCAACAAAAGGUGAUUAUCAUCGUCUGACCAGAAGUCCUGUCGCAUCUUUACACAUAAUAAAUUCUAGAUCUAUU